AUGAAGCUGAUCAUCAAACUCCUCUAUAGUUCUCUUCUCUUGUUUCUCCUGCUCUCGCUUUUCAUCUCAGAUGGUGUUUACACCGUGUAUUCAUCAAGAAAUGUGCUGCUUCAGACCGAAAAAUUUCGAUGUCCAAUUGACUUUCAGAAUCUGAACUACAAGAUCAUAAGAAGCCGAUGCAAAGGUCCCCUCUACCCACCCCAAAAAUGUUGUCUUGCCUUCAAGAAGCUUGCAUGUCCGUACAGCGGAUACCUUAACGACGAGGGCACUGAUUGUCUGACCCUUCUGUUCAGCGACAUCAAACUCUAUGGUGGAUACUACCCGGUGGGAUUGUUUGAAAACAUCUGCCUACAAGGCAGGCAACAUAUCGAUUGCCCAUAA
Molecule: messenger RNA, 381 nt
Organism: Raphanus sativus (radish)
Lineage: Eukaryota; Viridiplantae; Streptophyta; Magnoliopsida; Brassicales; Brassicaceae
Product: GPI-anchored protein LLG1-like
Exons: 1
Coding region: 1-381 (126 amino acids)
Source: RefSeq, a predicted model, not a curated record